This is a messenger RNA of Aphis gossypii (cotton aphid), 669 nucleotides long. Its product is annotated as zinc finger BED domain-containing protein 4-like. NCBI's taxonomy places the organism in Eukaryota, Metazoa, Arthropoda, Insecta, Hemiptera, Aphididae. The transcript has a single exon. Gene Ontology annotation, molecular function: protein dimerization activity. The record is from RefSeq and is a predicted model, not a curated record. Bases 1 to 669 code for a protein of 222 amino acids.
AUGUCCAGCAAAGUCAUUCCAUUAAUUGUAUGUACGAAAAAUGAAUUAAUAAAGCAAGGCCCUACCAUUACCAUAGCAAUACAACUAAAAAUAAAGCUGAUCGAAGAACUGGAUUUCAGGUGUGGAGCUUAUGAGCAAGGUCCAAUACUUCCGAUUUGUACGAUAUUAGAUCCGCGUUUUAAGGAUAUGCAUUUCAGGAAUCCUUUAAUAAAUGCUAAAGUUCAAAAAAACAUAAUUAAAAUGAUGGAUAAUGAUUAUGAUGAAAUGAUUAAUCUCACAGUACCAGAGGAAACAGUGAACCCUCCAAGUAAUCACAACCAAUAUGAUUUAUGGGGUCUUCAUAAAACAUUGGAACAAAAGCGAUCAGAUACGAGUUUAACUCAUAAUAAUUCAAGAGGUGAGUUAAAUCAAUACCUGCACAGAAAUGUCAUCAAAUUAAAUGAAGAUCCUUUGGUUGAAUGGGAAAACACAAAGGUAAUAUAUCCCAAGUUGUACAAGUUGGCAAUGAAAUAUUUACUGAUUCCGGCAACAUCUGUACCAUCCGAGCGUUUGUUUAGUAAAGCUGGAGCAACUAUCAGUAAAACCAGAAACCGAUUGACGGGCAAAAAUUUGUCAAAGCUUCUGUUCUUGCAGUCUUCCGAUAAAAAUCAAUGGGCUGAUAUUUUGUAA